Molecule: messenger RNA, 1122 nt
Organism: Bacidia gigantensis
Lineage: Eukaryota; Fungi; Ascomycota; Lecanoromycetes; Lecanorales; Ramalinaceae
Exons: 3
Coding region: 1-1122 (373 amino acids)
Biological process (GO): translational initiation
Cellular component (GO): cytosol
Molecular function (GO): protein-folding chaperone binding
Source: RefSeq, a predicted model, not a curated record
AUGGUGUCCGAGACUAAAUUAUACGAUUCACUAGGUGUCAAGCCUGAUGCGACCCAAGAUGAGAUCAAGAAAGCAUAUCGGAAAAUGGCCUUAAAACACCACCCAGACAAGAAUCCAGAUGAUCCGAAAGCUGGCGAGAAAUUCAAAGAAGUCUCACAGGCUUACGAGCUCUUGUCAGACCCCGAAAAACGAAAAGUGUACGAUCAAUACGGCCUCGACUUCCUUCUCGGGGGUGGAGCGCAAGCACCACCGGGUGGAGGAGGCGCAGGCCCCGGCACAGGCGCUGGACCAGGAGGCAUACCCGCAGGGUUUGAGCAAAUGUUCGGCGGCGGCAUGCCGGGUGGUGGAGGGGGAACUCGAUCCUUUCACUUCAGCUCAGGCGGAGGGCCAGGCGCGGGUGGUUUCAGUUUCAGCAAUCCGGACGACAUUUUCUCGAGUUUCUUCAAAAGCGGCGGUGCGGGCAUGGGCGAUGAUGAUGAUAUCUUUUCGCAAUUUUCUUCUAGUGGAGGCAGUCGUGGGGGACCAAGAAUGUCACGGAAGGAGUCGUAUGGGGGUGCAGGUUCUAGGAGACGGGCGCUUACACCUGAGGUCACCACCGUUGAGAAAACGCUGCCAGUGUCCCUAGAGGAUUUGUACAGGGGAACGCAUAAGAAGAUGAAGAUAAAACGGAAGAACUUCGAUGCAAGAACGGGGAGGAGGGCUGUAGAGGACAAGAUUCUAGAUGUCGAUAUCAAGCCAGGCUACAAAGCCGGCACCAAGAUCAAAUUCAAAGGGGUAGGGGAUCAAGACGAGGCAGGGACACAGGAUCUACACUUCAUCAUCUCAGAGAAAGAUCAUCCAACGUUCAGACGUGAAGGCGACAAUCUGAUUGCUCCUAUUGAACUUGAGCUGAAGGAAGCUCUCACGGGAUGGAAACGCACAAUCCCCACCAUCGAUGGAAAGCAGCUACCUGUGUCCGGCGGUGGACCAACGGGACCAGGUUUUAGAGAAACGUUUCCUGAGCGGGGUAUGCCCAAAAGCAAGAAGCCAGGCGAACGAGGAGACUUGAUCGUGGAAGUGAAGGUCAAAUUUCCCCCAAGUCUCACGGCAGCACAGAAGUCACAGUUGAAAGAAAUAUUAUGA